AUGUCGAACAGCAAUGUUCGGCCGCUGAGGACAUCAUUUAUGUUGGCUAUGGUGGUAUUUUAUCUGAUAUGGUCGUUGUUUGCUCUGGAUAUGCCUAGUUUCUCUUCACAGAUUUCAAAGGAUGGAGUUCAACAAGUGAUCACAGAAGCACAGAAUAACGCAGCUAAAGCAGAUGUUGGUUCGACGACAGGAACUUCCUCUGGCGAGAACACAGGUGUUCUUACUACCAUUCCAUCAGCCAAGGGGGAAUCAAGCAAAAGCAAAGCUCACGACCGUCCACUCAUUCUAUACACCUAUGCCGACUCCAAGGACGGCAGUGCGCUCGAAAAUCUCAAAUUCUUCGUUGCUCAUGGUCUUCACGCUGCAGCUGAUUUCGUUUUUAUCUUGAAUGGAAAGACGAAAGCCGAGGAUAUCGUCCCAGACAGGGAAAAUGUCCGCAUAGUUCAGCGACCAAAUGAGUGCUACGAUCUGGGAGCUUUUUCUGAGGUUUUGCAGAAGGAUGAUCUGUACAAGAGAUACAAGCGCUUCAUUACCAUGAAUGCAAGUAUACGCGGGCCUUUCGUCCCAUACUGGUCCGAAGACUGCUGGACAGACAUGUUCCUCAGCAAGAUCACCGACGAAGUCAAGCUCGUUGGAAUGACCGCAAACUGCUGGCCCACCUUCCACAUCCAAUCCAUGAUCUGGGCCACCGAUCUCAUCGGCAUCGAAACUCUCCUCUUCCCACCCCAAAAAGCCCUCGACUACCUCUCCACCCACCCAAUCACCCUCCCCCCAGCCAAAAUAAAGACGGAGAACCCCGCCGCCAGCAGCAGCACCAACAGCAGCUCCCCGGAAGCCACACCCGUACCCCAAGCACCUGGCAUCAACGGCUGUUUUGCAGAUUGGGACGCCGCCGUCGCAGCGGAGGUCUCCUCUACGAGCCUGAUCCGCGCGGCGGGGUACAAGGUCGAGGCGAUGAUGAGCGCGUACCAUGGGAAUGCGGAGUAUGAGGAGGGGAAGUCAUGCAGCGAAAACAGGGAUGUGUUGUGGGAGGGGGGGUAUUUUGGGAUUAGUGUGCAUCCGUUUGAGACGGUGUUUAUUAAGGCGAAUAGGGAUUUGAGCCAGUUGGUGUUGAAGAGGUAUACGCAGUGGGUGGAUCAGAUGAAGUAUAGUAGUUAUGAUUAUUGUCGGGUGUAG
This is a messenger RNA of Cadophora gregata, 1176 nucleotides long. RefSeq lists its product as uncharacterized. Lineage: Eukaryota; Fungi; Ascomycota; Leotiomycetes; Helotiales; Ploettnerulaceae. The coding region runs from base 1 to 1176 and encodes 391 amino acids. The record is from RefSeq and is a predicted model, not a curated record. The transcript has 3 exons.